AUGAACACACGGAUGACCAUCCUCUCGCCGGAUAGGGACCAACCUUCUGCCCUCGCGGGCUCCGGGCUGGCGGGGACGUGGAGGUGGAACUCCGCGGCGGCCACCGCUCACCUGCAGAGCGCUGGGGUCUGGGGAGAAGGCAGGGAUCCGCAGCCCUCCUGCUCGCGCUGCCAAAGCCACCGUUUUGAGGGUCAGCCUCAUGAGGCGCAUGAAGGAUCCACUCUACAGUGGAAGAACCUGUAG
Molecule: messenger RNA, 243 nt
Organism: Rangifer tarandus platyrhynchus (Svalbard reindeer)
Lineage: Eukaryota; Metazoa; Chordata; Mammalia; Artiodactyla; Cervidae
Source: the annotation of a GenBank genome assembly